GAUGACGAUCCACCGUACGGUCAAGGAACACUGGGUAUGUUUUCUGGCGUCUUCGUUGGAUAUAUGCAAAAUAUUCUGCUUCUGAGUCUGUUCUUUAUCCGACUGCCCUGGAUUGUAGGCGUUAUGAGUCUCAGUCUCGCAACACUCUCAAUUAUACUCGUCUUUUUAACGGUACUGCAUAGUUUCUUUUACUAG
Molecule: messenger RNA, 195 nt
Organism: Gongylonema pulchrum
Lineage: Eukaryota; Metazoa; Nematoda; Chromadorea; Rhabditida; Gongylonematidae
Source: the annotation of a GenBank genome assembly